AUGCUCAGCAGCUCAUUAACACCAAAAACUCAAAAUUAUAUUUCUCGCAAAUCCAAAAUUCUAGAAAAAUACAAAGAGCCUUUAUCUGUCUUCCGAUCUCGUAGAUUAGAAGAAUUUGCCAAGCAUAAACGCAAAUUAGCACAACAAGAACAAACAGAAAUGAGAUUAAAAAAUUUAAUAAAAAAGAAUACAAUAAGUGAAGCAAUGAAGGUGCGCAAUAAAAAAUGCGAAGAAAGCCAGAAAAAAAAGGAAAAAGCUGAAAAAAGGUUAAAAAGAAUCGAAAAUUGAGAAAAAAUUGCAAAAGAGAACAAUGAGAAAAUAAAUGAGGCGGACACCAUUUUUAAAAUGCUUUUGUCAAAAAUAUCAAAAUAUGAACAAAGUAUAUUCAGCUGAUUUAUAAUUCUAAUAAAUGAUGAAGUGUAUUGACAGCUGUUUUCAAAAAUUGAAGCUGCAAAAAUUAUUCGUAGUGAGGCUAGUUCAGAAAUUAAAACAAAGACCGAGGAAUUGGUGCCAGAAUAUUUAAGAUGGAAAGAGAGUUUUAUUAAAAAAGGAAUGAAUGAAAUACUUGCUGAAGAGGAGGCUCAAAAAAAAAUUGAAGCGUCCAAAAAAGACUACAAUAAUGACAUAAAGGAAGCCAAAAAAAUUUUUAAUGAGUUCAAUAGUAUAACUAAAACUAAGCAAGCAGAGGCAAAUAUGUUUAUAGCUCGAGCAAAAUUCUUUUGGGCAAAAAAAAAAGAAAAUAUUGAGGAAGCGAAACGAAAAAUGCUGAAAGCUUUAAAAUUUUCUCCUUACUCCCCCCCUCGAAGUUCGACCAAGAUAUAGGGAAAAUUCCUAUUUUUUUUGGAGAAUUAACCCCCCUCAAAGUUCGACCAAGACCUAUAUAAAUUUACUAGGAAAAUAAGCAAUUUUUCAAAAAUUUUUAAAACUAUGUGGGGGUGAGCUUGCGAUUUUUGUAUUCAAGUUCUAAAAAAGCGUUACAAAACCAUCUUGCACUAUUUUUUCUAACCCUUACGCCCUCUCAACCAUACAGAAGAAUAUGAUGAAUAUUUUUUUUUUAACUACUGAAUUAUAUAAAAAAAAUUCUAUAUAAUUUUUGUUAAAAAAAUUUUUCUUAACCCCCGAAGUUCGACCAAAAAAAUCUUGGUCGAACUUCGAGGGGGGGGAGUUAG
Molecule: messenger RNA, 1169 nt
Organism: Blepharisma stoltei
Lineage: Eukaryota; Ciliophora; Heterotrichea; Heterotrichida; Blepharismidae
Source: the annotation of a GenBank genome assembly